GCAAAGAGAGAUGGAAGACACUGCGUGGAGACCAGUGGAGGGAUUGGCAGAGAGGGAUGGAGGACACUGAGUGGAGGCCAGUGGAGGGAUUGGCAGAGAGGGAUGGAGGACACUGAGUGGAGGCCAGUGAAGGGAUUGGCAGAGAGGGGUGGAGGACACUGAGUGGAGGCCAGUGGAGGGAUUGGCAGAGAGGGGUGGAGGACACUGAGUGGAGGCCAGUGAAGGGAUUGGCAGAGAGGGGUGGAGGACACUGAGUGGAGGCCAGUGGAGGGAUUGGCAGAGAGGGGUGGAGGACACUGAGUGGAGGCCAGUGGAGGGAUUGGCAGGGAGGGGUGGCAGAUAUGGAAUGAUUAACUGAAGAGGGUUUAGCCUGCGAUGAGGUAGGCCAAUGAAGAGGGA
Messenger RNA from Staurois parvus, 399 nucleotides. The record is from the annotation of a GenBank genome assembly. Lineage: Eukaryota; Metazoa; Chordata; Amphibia; Anura; Ranidae.